UAAUUUGAUUUGAAUAAAAUUAUGUGAGUCUGACUUUGAAAUAUAGCUAGAGACGUGCUUGCAGUGCACAACUGCACAGUAAAGAAAAGCCACAUCUGUUUCAUUCAGAUGAAAGGAUACUCUUCAGGGCGGCAAGAUGAGGCAAACAUGCCUUGGAUGGAUCUGCGCAGAAAUCACCUGCAAUUUGGCUGAUGUUGCGUGUGAGCGGCCCAUCCUGGUUACAACAGUCUAAGAACUGGAAACGGUCACGCUGCCCUAUUAUGAAAACAGUGCGGGGCAUUUGGAAAUCGAAGUAUUACACACGCACGCACACACACAAUGCAAUUAUCAGUAUGAUCACUGGACACAGCUUCAAAUAAAUUAAAAUAGGAGAGAAAGAGUUAAAGAGUUAGAGCACAAAAGAGGAGGACAAAACGCAACAGAAAGAAAAGAUACCAAAACAAAUGAACCAAGUCACAUCAUUUUUUCUUUCUUUCUUUUUUUUUGUGAAGUGUUCUUUGCUCUUUCCUGUCUGAGGCAAUUGGUUGUUUCUAAAGUGCUGUGUUUGAAGAGGAAGCGAUGACGUUAAAUAGCACCACUAUUUAAAAGAUGUUAAUGAUAAGGACACUUCUGAGACACUGGGACAAAACUGAUUCUAUAGGCUAUAUCUACGCUAAUGUGCUUGCCUGAGGAAAAAAUUAACAAGCAGUUGAGGAAAUAACAGAAACAACACUGUUAACUUUGAACCAAAUGGCCACUCUUGUUCCUGCAAAUCUCUCAGUCCUAUCCGGACCAGGUCAGUCCUCCAUCUCCCCCGCCGCACCUUCCUCAGCAUCCCUGCCCCUGUCCCAUCAGAUAGGGAUUGCUAUCCUGGUCAUCGCCUUCGUGUUUGGUUUCCCCGGGAACCUGUUCGUGGUGUGGUCGGUUCUGUGUCGAGUGCGUCGCCGCUCCGUCACCUGUCUGCUGAUCCUGAAUCUGGCCGUGGCGGAUGCGCUGGUUCUCCUGAGCGCUCCGCUGUUCCUCCGCUUCCUGGCGAAUGGGCUACACUGGGAGUUUGGGGCCGCCCUGUGUAAGACGGUCCAUUACCUGUGCUGCGUCAACAUGUACGCCUCCAUCUACCUGAUCUGCCUGAUGAGCAUGGACCGCUGGCUGGCCGUCACAAAGCCGUUUCUGUCUCAGAGGUUGAGGACCAAGAAAAGGCUCCUGUCCGUCAUGUUGGGCAUCUGGGUGAUGGCUUUUCUGAUGGCUUUGCCCAUGCCAUUCUAUCGUAUCGUGAAGCCAUUCCGUCCAAAUCUGCAUGUGUGUAUGCCCUACCACUGGGAGAGCGACGUUCAUGAAAUCUUUCAGUACCUUUUUGAGACUAUCCUGGGCUUCCUGCUGCCCUUCAGCUUCAUCCUGUUCUGCUACAUCUCAGUGAUCUGUCGGCUGCGUAGUGCAAUGUUCCAGCGCAAAGGAAGAGGAAACGCUCUCAUCCUCCUCAUCAUCGUUGCGUUCAUCAUCUUCUGGCUGCCGUAUCACCUCAUCAACAUCCUACAGGUGAUUGGUGUGAUCCAGGGCUCCUCCUCUUCUGUUUUAAAAGUGGCAAAAGUGGCCCGUCCCAACGUGACGGCGUUCGCCUUCAUGAGCAGCAGUGUGAACCCCGUCCUGUACGUGUUUGCUGGCAGCUCUCACAUCCGUCAGGCUGGUCUGGGCUUCAUGGCCAAACUCUUUGAAGGAACCAACUCGGAGUCGGCCUCCACCCGCAGCAGUCGCGGCUCUAAUGCAGAGAGCUCUGUUUUCACCAAGCUGUCCUUCAAACUGAAUCGUAAAGGGGACGGGUUGAGAGACGAGACCCCUGGUGGUGAAGACGAGACCAUGGCAGACGUACAAAAGAGAGAUGAGAUGAAGACUCUGACCACCCUGCAUUAAAGUGCUCAUAUCUAUUCCCCUGAGGUCCAUUUACAAUGUUAGAAAAUGUUGUUGGACUUUCAGUAUCCCAACUGAAAUAUCAUCUUCUGCUGCUUAUUUUCUCUGUCUAAAAACUUGAUUGGAAUGUGAGUAUUAAAAGAUUUUCCUUGUGAAAAAUUGUGAGUUUGUUUUGUUUCCUACUCCUGCUGUUUCAUGUAUGUUUUUGUUUGCUUGUUUAUAAAACAUGAAUACGUUUGCAUGUAAACACAUCCUCGUUCAUUUGCUUAUGUCCCUGUGACAGUUAACUGUUCAGGCUGGACUAUAUUUACAUCUCUGACAUGAAAUAGAAGGACAGUGAGUGUUAUUGAUGAAGUCAUAUUCCAUUACAUACAAGUCUUGUUUGUUAGUCUUAUUAGUUUGACUCCUAAAAACAAACAACGUACAAAAAAUAUUCAAUGCAAUAUGUUUUUUUAUUUGUUUGUUUUUUGUUUCUUUACAAAACUGUCUUUUAUAUAUAUA
Molecule: messenger RNA, 2385 nt
Organism: Cyprinus carpio (common carp)
Lineage: Eukaryota; Metazoa; Chordata; Actinopteri; Cypriniformes; Cyprinidae
Product: leukotriene B4 receptor 1-like
Biological process (GO): positive regulation of cytosolic calcium ion concentration; inflammatory response; complement receptor mediated signaling pathway
Cellular component (GO): plasma membrane
Molecular function (GO): leukotriene receptor activity; complement receptor activity
Source: RefSeq, a predicted model, not a curated record